Molecule: messenger RNA, 795 nt
Organism: Colletotrichum phormii
Lineage: Eukaryota; Fungi; Ascomycota; Sordariomycetes; Glomerellales; Glomerellaceae
Exons: 1
Coding region: 101-661 (186 amino acids)
Source: RefSeq, a predicted model, not a curated record
CCGGUCUCACUCUACUCGAUUGCCAUACCUAAUCCUUUGUCAACUCCCGCGCCACUGCAGACUUGAACAAAGCAUCCAUUGCCGGAGCAGCGGGAACAGCAUGAACUGCUACGGAUACACACUGUUCGAAAUGAAGAAUGCGAGGGACCAGACGUCAGAGAAACCAACCCGAUUUCAGUCAAAGCAUGUGAAACGCGGGGGCAGCUUCUCGACGAUCCGCGAUUCAAUGGCGGACGAUCCGACCGGCCUGCCACGGGCAAGACGGCUAGACCCUUCCCAUGCUGUAAGCUUCUGGCGCCGCAGACAGGCUCACCCUGCGUGGCGCUUUGAGAAGGGCCAAAGUAUGUCACGAGUGCCAGCCACUCGGAUGCGCACACAGGUUAGCAGUGAUCUGAAGGUGGCCAUAGUAAACGCAGUGGUGCAGUGCAAUCCUCUCUGCGGCCGGACGAGAAAUCGUUGGCCUGGCGACGGGACACCAAGGAAACAGACACAAGCCACGGCAGCGACUGCGCCGUGUGUCAGUAGCAAGCUAAAAGCCGUCCAAGUUGGAGACAAGUAUCUGAUGUGCCCGAACACGUCAAGUUUCGAGGUUGGUCAAAUAAUACUAGACGAAUCUGAAAUGGGGCGGAAGGUCUCAAGUAAGGGGUUUAGUAAGGAAUAAGGAUGCAGGUGGUUGAUGGGUCUAUAUUCUUCAUUACGUCGUUCUUCUGGUCUCCUCGAAAUCGAACUAGACGCUCGUCUGAUCUAGCAUCUGGUAUCUCUAGCCACUAGAGCUUCAGUCCUAGUACUCAACAU